This is a messenger RNA of Ziziphus jujuba (common jujube), 2925 nucleotides long. Its product is annotated as ABC transporter G family member 6. NCBI's taxonomy places the organism in Eukaryota, Viridiplantae, Streptophyta, Magnoliopsida, Rosales, Rhamnaceae. Gene Ontology annotation, molecular function: ATP binding; ATP hydrolysis activity; ABC-type transporter activity. Gene Ontology annotation, cellular component: membrane. Bases 354 to 2630 code for a protein of 758 amino acids. The transcript has a single exon. The record is from RefSeq and is a predicted model, not a curated record.
AAAACUCAAACAUCCCAGAUAGCCCAGCCUUUCUUCUUCCCCUUCUUCUUCUUCUUCUUCUUCUUCUUCUUCUUCUUUCUUCGUCUUCCAAAGCAAACACCCAACACACCCCCCCCCCCCCACUGUCCUCGUGAACAAGGCGUUUGUCUAACGCCGUUAACUGCUUUUCCUUCAUUCCCGAAUUACCGGCGUCAAAAAACAAACGCAUAUGUUGCUGAAGAAACACAAACAGAACCCAUUUCCAAACACACCCUUAUCUCUUUCUUAAUUCUCGGGGCUCAAACUCCAUAAAUUGCUUACUUUACAUAACCAGGCCUAGUUUGAUAAAACAGCACAGAAACACUGACAAAAUCAUGUCCCGAGUCGUAGCAGAUAAUUACAUAUCUCCGGCAAGAGACGCGUCGUCGUAUUUCCACACCAUGGAGCUCAACGACUUGUCGUCGUCCGUUCCUUCCCCCGGAUUGUCUCCCACUUUAGGUCAGCUUCUCAAAUGCGUCGGAGAUGUUCGUAAGGAAGUCACCGGAGAUGGAAGCGAAACUCCGGUUCACCAAGUCGUCGAUCUCACCGACGCUACGAUUGAGCCGAGGUCGUUGCCGUUCGUGCUCUCUUUCAAUAAUCUCACUUACAGUGUGAAAGCUCCCCGGAAGAUGAACUUUUCUUCGUUGUUUUCCCGGAGUCAUAACCGGCUCGGAACGGCUUCGGUAGCUGAGCCGGUAGUCGGAGAGAACUUGUUCACUAGGACGAAGACUCUUCUCAACGAUAUCUCAGGCGAAGCUCGCGACGGCGAGAUAAUGGCGGUGAUGGGAGCGAGUGGUUCUGGAAAAUCGACUCUGAUCGACGCUUUGGCGAAUCGGAUAGCGAAGGGGAGUUUGAAAGGAACCAUGACUUUGAACGGCGAGGCUAUAGAAUCGCGGCUUCUGAAAGUGAUUUCGGCGUACGUAAUGCAAGACGACCUUCUCUUCCCGAUGCUCACAGUUGAAGAGACGCUCAUGUUCGCAGCGGAGUUUCGCCUCCCUCGAACGCUUUCCAAAUCCAAAAAGAAGAUGCGAGUUCAAGCACUAAUCGACCAGCUCGGUCUCCGAAACGCCUCGAAAACCGUAAUCGGGGACGAAGGCCACCGCGGAGUCUCAGGCGGAGAACGGCGGCGAGUCUCGAUCGGAAUCGACAUAAUCCACGACCCGAUCCUUUUAUUCCUCGACGAACCGACAUCGGGACUCGAUUCAACCAGCGCGUUCAUGGUGGUGAAGGUGUUGCAGAGAAUCGCUCAGAGUGGAAGCAUCGUGAUCAUGUCGAUUCACCAACCGAGCUAUCGAAUCCUAAGCUUGCUGGACCGCAUGAUCUUCCUCUCUCGAGGUCAAACCGUAUACAGCGGCUCUCCGACGAGUCUCCCUCUUUUCUUCACCGAGUUCGGCCAUCCAAUCCCGGAGAACGAGAAUCGAACCGAAUUCGCACUGGAUCUGAUUCGACAACUGGAAGGCUCACCUGGAGGAACGAAAAGCUUAGUGGAAUUCAACAAAUCAUGGCAAAGCAUGAAACACACAAACCGAAACAACUCCAACGAUUCAGUUGAUCGGCACGGAGAGAAACUCUCUCUCAAAGAAGCAAUCAGCGCGAGCAUAUCAAGAGGCAAAUUAGUUCCAGGCGCUACGAAUACCUGUGAUGUCAGCCCGACCUCCAUGGUUCCGACUUUUGCGAACCCAUUCUGGAUCGAAAUGGCGGUGCUCUUCAAGCGUUCGAUGAAAAACUCCAGAAGAAUGCCGGAGCUGUUCGGUAUUCGAUUAGCUGCGGUUUUGGUCACCGGUUUCAUCCUGGCGACCAUGUUUUGGAACCUGGAUGACUCUCCAAAAGGCGUUCAAGAACGGUUGGGAUUCUUCGCUUUCGCUAUGUCCACCACUUUCUACACCUGUGCUGAUGCUCUCCCAGUCUUCCUUCAAGAGCGUUACGUUUUCAUGAGAGAAACUGCUUACAAUGCCUAUCGUAGAUCUUCCUACGUCCUCUCUCACUCUCUCGCCGCUUUGCCUUCGCUUGUUUUCCUCUCUUUGGCUUUCUCAGCCACCACCUUUUGGGCCGUGGGCCUCGACGGUGGACUCUCCGGUUUCCUCUUCUAUUUCCUCAUCAUCUUCGCUUCUUUCUGGGCCGGAAGCUCCUUCGUCACUUUUCUCUCCGGUGUAGUUCCUCAUGUGAUGCUUGGAUACACAAUUGUCGUCGCCAUUUUGGCUUAUUUUCUGUUAUUCAGUGGGUUUUUCAUCAACAGGGAUCGAAUUCCGGGUUAUUGGAUUUGGUUCCACUAUCUUUCCCUCGUUAAGUAUCCGUACGAAGCGGUUUUGCAGAACGAGUUUGAUGAUCCGGUGAAGUGUUUCGUUAGGGGAAUUCAGAUUUUCGACAACUCGCCGCUGAAGGCCGUACCCACCGCCAUGAAAAUGAAGCUUCUGGAGAAUAUGAGCAACACGUUGGGGAUGAAGAUCACGAGCUCGACGUGCUUGACGACGGGUUCGGACAUUUUGCAACAAGAGGGUGUGACCGAUCUGAGCAAGUGGAAUUGCUUGUGGAUUACGGUGGCUUGGGGUUUCUUGUUUAGGAUUUUGUUCUACUUUUCUCUGUUGCUCGGAAGCAAGAACAAAAGGAGGUGAAAGCUUUCAAAACGAUGACGUAUCGAAGGGAGGGUGUGUUUGCUGUAAUGGUGUUGUUUGGCGGGAGGUUGUUUUGUUCUUUGUUGAAUUUUUUUGUUUUUUUGUUCUUUUUUUUUUUUUUUUUUAAUAUAAUCUGAAAGGUUGAUGAUGGUGAUGGUAUAAAAUUCCGGUGUAAAAUUGUUACAUAUACUCUUAAUUAGCAUGAAAUAAUCUUUCGCUUACUAAAAUUAUAAUUCUGUUUAUUAUUUUGUUUAAUCAAUAUUUUCUCGAAACAAAUUAUUUAUUUAUUGGGACA